This is a messenger RNA of Rhizophagus irregularis DAOM 181602=DAOM 197198, 953 nucleotides long. RefSeq lists its product as uncharacterized. The record is from RefSeq and is a predicted model, not a curated record. Lineage: Eukaryota; Fungi; Glomeromycota; Glomeromycetes; Glomerales; Glomeraceae.
CGCAGCAUCUGUAAACUUGAUCAAAUCGCAAAAUUAUUAUUUAAAGCCAAACUUAUUCUUCCGAAUUUAUAACUCACAAGUCUCUUUUUUUCUACAUUCUAAAAAAAAAAAAUACAAACGGUUCUUACAUAUUAAUAUGGAACAAAGCAAUAUUAACAUCAACUAUGAAUCAUUUCAUAAUGAAGUUCCCUAUGAUUCACAGAAAAUUAAAUUCAAGUCGGAAGAAUACUCAUCAAACAGUAUCUUAAAUCCUUCUCAUGACUAUUACAAUUAUAACAACCAUCCUAUAGUGAAUGAUAAUAUUGAUACAACUAAAACCUACGAACAACAACCUAUGUUCUCUUGUAUAAACGAUCAACAUUCUAGUAAUCAAUAUCCUUUGAUCACCUCAUCUUUCACUCCGCAAGAUGAACCAAGUUUGGAUCAAAAUUAUUAUGAUAUCAAUGAACCACGUGAAUUCAAUCAAAUAAGUUAUCAAGAUGAUCAAUUUCAGUCUCCCAAUAUUCUAGAUAUCAAUAAUCCAAUCGAAUUCUAUCCAACAAAUCAAACUGCAUCCUUUAGAUUUGAAAUUCCAGGCUUCGAAAUUAUUAUUAUACCUACAUCUUCAGAUGUUAUAAACAAUACUCAAAUUCAUAAUCAAUAUUAUUAUGGGCAAAAUAAUAUAUGUGAUAUUUCUCAAUUUUAUCAACAUAAUUCUUUUGAUUCAGAAAUGUUUAGUAAUUUAAAUCGAGAUGUAAUAUCACGUAAUUACGUAGAUAGAUUAGGUGGAAGUCAUGAAGGAUAUUGAAUAUCCUCAACGUAAUUAUCAUUUUUUUUUUUUAAUAUUUGUACUUUUAGUAACAUUAAAAUUAAUUUUUUUUCUCAAUAUGAUUAAAUAACAUUUAUAAAAAAUUAUUCUAACGUAUCAAUGUUGGACAUUUAAAUAAAAUAUAUUGAGAAUAAAUAUAUACGGU